This is a messenger RNA of Echinococcus granulosus, 1146 nucleotides long. RefSeq names its product Transcriptional adapter 2-alpha. Gene Ontology annotation, biological process: regulation of transcription by RNA polymerase II; chromatin remodeling. Gene Ontology annotation, cellular component: SAGA-type complex; nucleus. The transcript has 5 exons. Lineage: Eukaryota; Metazoa; Platyhelminthes; Cestoda; Cyclophyllidea; Taeniidae. The record is from RefSeq and is a predicted model, not a curated record. The coding region runs from base 1 to 1146 and encodes 381 amino acids. Gene Ontology annotation, molecular function: chromatin binding; transcription coactivator activity.
AUGGGGAGAUCUGUUUCCCAAUGGGUGGAACUUGUGUGGACAGUAGAAAAAGAACUUGCAUUCUUGGAGUAUGUUGAAUCUUGUGGUCUUGGAAAUUGGUUGGAUGUAUCGGCAAAGCUCGGGAGUAUGUCACCUUUAGAAUGUCGCAGACAUUACGAGUCUACGUACGUUUCAGGAAUCAUGAGUAGCGUCUAUAAAUCACCUCGUUCCAUCAUGGAUUUGAAUACCAAAGAUAAGUCUGAUGACGAUCUCUUUGCCAUCUGUAAAGCUCAUUUCCGAGUUCCACUUGGUUUUUGCAAGAAAUUGGGCUUAAUGCCCAAGAGAGGCGAUUAUGAAUGCGAUUAUGAUAACAAUGCCGAGAUGUUCAUUGCCCGAAUCAGAAGCGAUUUUUUUGGUGAUGAACUUUAUCGUGACCUAGCUCUCGUUCGGAUCGAUAUGUUUACCGAGAUUCUGCGACGGCGGCGACUACGUCACAUAGUCGCGGCAAAACUGAACUUGCUGACUCACGCCCUUCCAAAACUGAUCCCUCCUAAGGCCACGAGUAAUGGCCAUGGCAAUGGUCAUGGACGCGCAAUGUCUGACCAAUCGCAGUUAAGUGGUGGGGGUGACAAAGCGGCUCGCAGGCGUUUAAUUAGCCAACGGCGAUGUGGAGGGAGGAUGUUACAGUCCACGCGCUGUGGCAAUAUCUUCGAGAAGCCUGGCACCUCCGACAGCUUGCCCAUAGAAGAGGCCGUUAAACAACCACCCUCAUCAAUAGAAUCGCUUCAAGAUUCUGGAGUUGCGUUUUCCGACAGUUCAAGUCAUUCGGUACCUUCCGUGGACACAGCCGCAACAGCGUCUGCCUCAAUUCCUGCCGAGGAUAUGACGACUUAUGAAGGGAAUAGUAGAGAUGCUUCUCCGCCCACUACAUUCACUCGACCUUGGCACUGCUCUUCCCCAAUUGUGGACUUUAGUCCCCUUGGAGCUGUUUCUUCAGUCAACCCUUCUGGUAUAUUUCCUUCCUUGCCAACUCCCUUACCUUGGAUCAUUACGAAAGACAGUGGCACCUCUCAACAUCUAUCGAAUGUCAAAGAGAAAUCGCCGAACCAGUCCAUCCGGGAUAUUUCUUCGUCGGAACCUCCGGCAAACUGCUGCAUACCACCGUAG